AUGAGAAAGAAUGAGUAUGACUUAUAUGUAGAUGAUUAGAUCUAAUCUACAAAAUAUUAAUUAACUCUAAAAUGUAAAUAUCAUACAAAAGUUUCAUAAAUAAAAAAGUAUUUUUACAAAUACAUCAAAUAAAAUAUUGAGAUUAUUCAUAAUGAUUUUACACUCUAAGAUUAUAUGAUUGUAGAUUAGAUAUUCUCUCGAUAUUGUUAAAAUAUUAUUACUAUAUGCUUAAAAGCAAAUCCAAUGAUUGAUUGUUUUGUUAAACAUCAAAUGUAAUACUAAAAUUUACUAAAAUAAAAAACUACUUAAAAUGAAAAAAUAUUAGAGGAGCUUUCAAAAAUGGAAGAUCCUUAAAGUGAUUUAGAUACUCAAUCAACAAUUACAUUAAAGAAAUGUACAAAUUGUGGAAUCUAUGAUAAAAUGAUUGAAAACUAUUAAAGUUCAAUAUUGAAUCUAAUAGAAGAAAAUGAACAAUUGUAAUUAAAAAUGAAAUAACUUCAAGAUCAACAAAAAAUAAUAUUAUAGAAUGA
Paramecium pentaurelia is the source of this 530-nucleotide messenger RNA. Lineage: Eukaryota; Ciliophora; Oligohymenophorea; Peniculida; Parameciidae. The record is from the annotation of a GenBank genome assembly.